UACGGAGUCGCCCUAGAUACCGACGACAGCAACUUCGUCAACCGACCCAUUUGCAAGGGUCUACGAAUAGCUCUCCAAGACCCUCCUGAAGCGCCGGUCCUGGAGGAUACGGGGCAAAGGAGAUCGAUCUCCUUCAAUGACGGGCCGACAGUGUAACCCUUUGGGACAGGCAUAGCUGCCCUCCUCCUCUCUGAUAUAUAGCUGGUCUUUGUUCCCCCGGCCACCUACUGCUUCGUUCUUGUCUUUGUCUUCCACUUCAUCGCCAUUUCUUCCUGUUGAGUUCCAUUCGUUCGACUACCCUCAAGUCGUUCUUUUUUUCUUUUUCUUCUUCCCCCCACCCCUUUCACCUUCGUUUGUAAGCCCAAGGCCACUCGCUUCCCUUGAGCUAUUAUCGUUAACAACACUAUCUUGAUUUGUUUCUCCUCUCUCUUUUCGAACGAUACUACCACAGGCUGGAAGGUAUAUAUUUAUUCGGUUUCUCAAGCAAUCAUGAAGACUCUUCUGCCUCUUUUGGCCCUUGCCGCCAGCCUUGGCGAGGUUACCGCUACUUUCCGCUUUGCCAACCCCUUCACCUGCCCUGACAACAUCGACAACGACUGCUUCGACGACCACCAGAGGAACGGCUUCGACUGGCGCGACCUGGUCCCUGGUAACUUCGGCAACUAUGCCGGCUUCGAUUUCAAGGGCUGGGCCUUAGAAUCCAAGGUGUCGCGUUUCAACGACAGGGCCAUCGGCGGUGUCUGCGGCCUAACCAAGGCCGAGUCCCCUUCGUUCGGCUCCGGCAAGAAGUUCUCCAUCGACUGGUUCGAAGUCACCCCCGAGUUCGACUGCGACCUCGAGUUCCACUACGACAUGCCCGACGGCAGCCAGUGCCGCCACCGGGCCACCUGUUCGAGCCGGGGUACCACCGUGAAGAACACGCAGUGUGGUGGCGCCAUCAACGUCACCGUCGUCUACCCCAGGCAGCCUCGCAGCUCCAGGAACAACUGCUUCGUCAACAUCUGGAGGAUCGGUUUUGACUGCGAGAGGAAGAAGCCCCCCAAGGGCCCUGCGCCUCCCACGCUUCCUCCCCCUACUACACUCAGCACUGUUGUCCUUCCUCCUGCUACUUCCGAGCUUCCUCUACCCUCUGAGAGUCCCGAGCAGCCCGAGCAGCCUGAACAACCCGAGCAGCCUGAACAACCUGAACAACCCGAACAACCCGAGCAGCCUGAGGCCCCCAAGUCCUCUUCCGCCGUGCCGCCUGCCGAGAGCACUCCUGCCGAGAGCACUCCUGCCGAGAGCACGCCUGCCGAGAGCACGCCUGCCGAGAGCACGCCUGCCGAGAGCACGCCUGCCGAGAGCACGCCUGCCGAGAGCACUCCUGCCGAGAGCUCCCCGGCCGAGUCCAAGCCUCCCGUUCCAUCCAACCCCCCUCAGUCUUCCGAGGCUCCCGAGUUCCCCGGCGAGACCCAGCCUCCCGUCUUCUCCAGCACCUCGAGCGCCAUCCCGGAACAGAGCCAGCCCCCUGUCUCUUCUCAGCCGCCAGCGGUGCCCCAGGAGCCCAUCACCGAGGUCACCACCUAUACUACCAUCUCGACCAUCUUCACCACCAUCGUAUCCACCGUUACCGACUGUGGUCCUGAGAUUCCCGAGUGCGCUGGUGGUACUCCUCCCGUCGUCACCGUCACCGUCCCCCUGACCACUACUGUCUGUGAUGUGACUGAGACUAUCACCCUCACUCCUGAGCCCACUGGCACCUUGCCCGUCGUUCCCGAGCAGCCCGGUCAGCCUCAGCCGGAGCAACCUGGUCAACCUCAGCCCGAGCAACCUCAGCCCGAGCAGCCCGAGACUCCCGAGCAACCCCAGCCCGAACAGCCCGAAGUCCCUGCCCCCACUGUCACCGGGCCUGCGUCUCCCAUCGAGACUCUCCCCUGCCCCGACGUCGUCCCCAAGUGCCUGAACACAUGGCUGUUCUCCGUCGCCUGCUCGGACAACACCGACGUCGCCUGCUACUGCCCGGACACCCUCUUCGUCGAGCACAUCUUCACCUGCGUCUACGCCCACGGCGAGACCGACGAGAUCAUCGCCGAGGCCGUCAAGUUCUUCCAGGGUAUCUGCGCUGGGCACAUCCCCGAAAACCCCGCCAUCAUCACCGGCGCCGACCCCAUCACCACCGUCAUCACCGUCGCCCCCACCCCGGUGCCCACCGAUGCCCACUACACCACCAUCGUCGUCGACACGACCCUCACAGUCCCCCAGGUCUCGGACGGCUCCACCAUCGAGGGCUCCCCGGUCGUCACCGUCAUCCAGUCCACCAUUGAGGUUCCCGAGGUCGGCUUCACCACCUCCGGCGUGGAGGCCAUCCCCGUGGUUCCUACCCCCGUAGUUCCUACCCCCGUGGCUCCGGGCGCUUCGGACCCUGUCGGUAGCGGUGGCGUCUUGCCUUCCGAAUCUUCCGACCCGGACUUGGAUUUCCCCGUCCGGGCCGGUGCCGGUAAGGUCGCCGCCAGCUUCGGUGCGGCCGUGGCUGCCAUGGUCGUUGUUGCUGUGUUCUGAGCUUAGCCAAAGGUGGCAUGGCUCUUGCGCUCUCAUCAUUCCCUCCUCUUUUUCGUUUUACCAUGUCAAUCAUCGAAGCAACUAUGAGGCCGAUACAACAUCGUACAAAGGAGAAAACACAUACACAUACAUAUAUACACAUAUGAACUAUCCUUGGACAGGGAACAUACUUACAUUUCUUACGAUCCUUAUGAAAGACUUUUUGUUAUCGCGGUUUAUUUUUUUUUUUACUUUUUGUCAAGCUGUAUAGGGGGUAUAGGACGGUGCCACUUGGGGCGAGAAAAGGAAUAAAUGCUUGGACAAUACCCUGGGUGCUUAGAGGUGUAAUAGUAAUUGGUUGAAAUAGAAGAGAGCGUGUCCUUGG
Molecule: messenger RNA, 2902 nt
Organism: Sodiomyces alkalinus F11
Lineage: Eukaryota; Fungi; Ascomycota; Sordariomycetes; Glomerellales; Plectosphaerellaceae
Exons: 2
Coding region: 490-2538 (682 amino acids)
Source: RefSeq, a predicted model, not a curated record